This is a messenger RNA of Didymosphaeria variabile, 1794 nucleotides long. RefSeq lists its product as uncharacterized. Gene Ontology annotation, molecular function: O-methyltransferase activity; oxidoreductase activity. Lineage: Eukaryota; Fungi; Ascomycota; Dothideomycetes; Pleosporales; Didymosphaeriaceae. The record is from RefSeq and is a predicted model, not a curated record. The coding region runs from base 1 to 1794 and encodes 597 amino acids. The transcript has 3 exons.
AUGGAGUCUCUCCUACAUGAGCUGAACGCUUCCCUGGAGUCGGCGGUUCGACGCCUGAAUGGAGACGAAAAGUUGGCCCUGCAGGAAUCCCUCCAUAACACGGAGGCUCUCCCGAACAAAACUACAUUGGCUCUAGCUGGCCAGACUUUGGACCUUGUAGCUGAGGUACAACACCUUCUCGAGCCAGGACAUCUCAUUCUUGCAGACCAUUACUUAGGGUACAUGAGUACAAAAGCAUUGUGUGCUGCAGUGGAAUUGAACAUUCCCGAUAUCCUACGGCAAGAGCCAAAGACAUUGCCCGCACUCGCAAAAGAAUGCAAAGCACGAGCCGACCGCUUAGGACAGAUCAUGCGCACGCUUUUCAACAACGGAGUAUUUUCGUACAACAAGCAGGACAAAACAUACCAAAACAACCACGUAUCUACGUUACUUCUCUCUGACCAUUGGACACAAUGGCGCAAUUGGGUAGAACUAUACGGAAACGAGUUUUACGACAUGGCCCGCGGGAUUCCUGCUGCAUGUGGAGCCGGAAUUUCCCGCUCACCGGCCCAAGUCAACUACGACACAGAUGACAGCAUGUUCAAAUAUUUCACAGACCAAGGGUGGAUACAGAAGUUUCAUAAGACCUUGAGUGGAGGCGCUAUUGCGCAGGCACCAGGAAUCUUAGAGGAUUAUCCGUGGGAAGAGGUAGCUCAUGGUACCGUUAUUGAUAUUGGUGGUGGAGGUGGCGGACUCAUUGCCUUGCUCCUUCGAAAGUUCAGAACAAUGACCGGUGCGAUUCUCGAAGCUCCCAGGGUUAUUGAGCAGGCGCGGGCAAAUUUCCACACCCCUGACGGUCAAUUUGAGGAUGUGGGUGGCCAGAUACCAGGAGAGAACCUACUCACAGGUGAUUUCUUUGUGAGCAUCCCAUCUUUCGAAGUCUAUACACUGAAAUGGUGUCUCCAUGAUUGGGACGACAAUAAGGCUGCCAUUAUCUUGAAAAACAUCCGCAAGUCGAUUAAGAGAAGUUCCAAAAGUCGUCUUAUUGUUUUGGAAUCUGUCCUGGAGGAUGGUCAUACUGGUAGACUGUCGAGAUAUGCUGACAUGAACAUGAUGGUGGCUGUGGGCGGCAAAGAAAGAGAUGAAUCACAGUGGAGGACGUUAGGCGAAGAAUCGGGUUGGAAGCUGAGAAAGGUCUACCCCCUACGCAAUGCAUGGCCAUACGCAAUCGAAUUUGUUCCAGUCUGGUUCGAGGGGGAAGCACCACCUGCGGAAAAGGAAAUUCCCUCAGUAGAACCUGGGAGCGUGGUGGCUGAAAUGCGAUUCCUUGAACCAUGGGAAAACAAAAGUGGAAACCCUUACAUGAGAAUCAGUCCAGAUCCCGGAUACGAUCGGAGCAAUUUCCAAUGGCAAGACUAUGCUGUUAAGAUAUACGAUGCGAGGCCAACAAGGAACCAGUUCGUCCUGGAUACCCACGGCUUCGCUUUUCAUGAUGACGAUAUCCUACAAGAAACCAUAGAUGCACUGCGAGGCAACAAUAAGGAGACCGUCAGAGACCUCUACUAUCCACACAUCGAAGAUUUUGUCAAGAGAAUCACCGGCGCUCCUAGAGUAAUCAUCUUCGAUCACACAUUGCGAAAACGCAGACUCGAACUCGCUAAAACAGAGAACAACGACAACAAGGAGCAACCUGCAACCAUGGUUCAUUGCGAUCAAUCCCCGAAGGGGGCUUUGAGAAGACUGAAGAUGAACAUUGAACCUUGGGAGAACGUUGAUGACCUGUUACAGGGUCGUGUUCAGAUGUUGAAGUAUUAA